Sesamum indicum (sesame) is the source of this 2199-nucleotide messenger RNA. The record is from RefSeq and is a predicted model, not a curated record. NCBI's taxonomy places the organism in Eukaryota, Viridiplantae, Streptophyta, Magnoliopsida, Lamiales, Pedaliaceae.
UGACUUCCUUCCUCCUAUACUUGCAAAUCAAGAAACACAACAAACAAUCCACAGGAAGUGAAAAUGUAUCAGCAUCCUCUUCCCAUUUUCUUUACGCCAUUGGUUCUCCUCCCAUUUUUUCUCCUUCCCCCUUUUUUGACUCUCUCCCACCUUUCUUUCACCGUUUCAUCCAUUCUUGAUUAAUAUAAAUUUUCUCCAACAAAAAGUGGAAGAAAUUAACGGCACCAUCUCUUUUAAGAGUAAAGAUUCAAUCUUUUUGGAGUGAGAAAGAGGAAAUGAGGAAGGCGGUUGUUGGUGCGGCGGUGGUUGGAACCGCUGCGGUGGUGGGAGUGGCGGCGCUGGUGGUGAGGCAGCGGAUGAAGCGUUGUGGGAAGUGGGCUCGAGCUAUGGCUCUUCUUAAGGAAUUUGAGGAGAAGUGUGCGACCCCGGAGGCGAAGCUGAAGCAGGUUGCUGAUGCCUUGACUGUGGAGAUGCAUGCUGGCUUGGCAUCUGAGGGUGGAAGCAAGCUCAAGAUGCUUAUCAGCUUUAUUGCUAAUCUCCCCACUGGUGAUGAGGAUGGAAUCUUUUAUGCACUAGAUCUUGGUGGCACAAACUUCCGCGUGUUGCGAGUGCAAUUAAGGGGUAGAGGAGGUGUUGUUCAUCAGGAAAUCGCUGAGGUGUCAAUACCACCAGCACUAACGGGAGGAACUUCAGAUGAGCUUUUUGAUUAUAUUGCGGAAAAACUUGCAAAUUUUGUUGCUGAAGAAGAACGACUAUUUCAUCAACCUCCAGUGAAGCAGAGGGAAUUAGGUUUCACUUUCUCAUUCCCCGUGAUGCAAACUUCAAUAAAUUCGGGAACUCUUAUUAGGUGGACGAAGGGCUUCGCUAUUAAUGAUGCCGUCGGCCAAGACGUGGUAGUUGAACUAACAAAAGCCCUGAAAAGAAAAGGUGUUGAAAUGAGAGUGGCAGCUUUGGUUAAUGAUACAAUCGGAACAUUAGCUCGAGGAAGAUAUACCAACAACAACGUUUAUCUUGGUGUGAUAUUAGGUACUGGAACUAACGCUGCAUAUGUAGAAUGUGCCCAAGCAAUUCCCAAGUGGCAUGGUCCUUUGCCUAAAUCUGGAGAAAUGGUUAUAAACAUGGAGUGGGGUAACUUCAGAUCAUCCCAUCUUCCAAUAACAGAGUAUGACCAUGCAUUGGACGUCGGAAGUGUAAAUCCUGGUGAACAGAUAUUUGAGAAGCUAACUUCUGGGAUGUACCUGGGGGAAGUUCUACGGCGAGUUUUACUUAGGAUGGCCACAGAAGCUUCCUUCUUCGGUGAUGAGGUUCCAUCCAAACUUAAAGAUCCAUUCAUAUUAAGCACACCUGAUAUGUCGGCUAUGCAUCAGGAUACAUCCUCUGAUCUAAGAGAAGUGGACAACAAACUAAGGACUGUACUAGAGAUAAGGAACACCCCCCUGAAAACAAGGAGAGUAGUGGUCGAGCUCUGCAACAUUGUGGCCACACGUGGGGCACGUCUUGCUGCCGCUGGCAUCUUGGGGAUCUUGAAGAAAAUGGGACGGGAUACUCCUCAGGAAGGAGACAGGAAGACGGGGAUAGCCAUUGAUGGCGGUUUAUACGAGCACUACACAGAAUACAGAAAGUGCUUAGAAAACACAGUGGGCCAGUUGCUCGGCGAGAAAACUGCAUCAAGCAUCGUGUUUGAGCACUCGACAGAUGGUUCAGGCAUCGGCGCCGCUCUUCUUGCCGCCUCCAACUCUCUUUAAGGCUAUCCUGAGAACAAUGUUGAUAUAAGUUUGCAGAAAAUGUGGCCAGGCAUCCAUGCUUUGUUUGAAUCAUCGGUAUGAUAUUGGGUGUUUCUUGAAUGAUAUUCAGCUGGAUAGGAUGCAGAAUCAGUGUAAUCUUUGGAGACCUGGAAGCAGAUGAUGAUGAUGAUGAAUAAUGAAUUCAAGAUUUCUACCUCAGAAUCUGUUGAUCCAUUUGUUAUGAGAUUUGAUCUCUCUGCAUGGGAGGGAGGGAUCACUGCAAGGGAAGAGAUUAUGAAUUCAACUCCCACCGAUCCUCUUAAUGAUGUCGUGUGUGUGUGUGUAUAUAUAUAUAUAUAGUAGUUUCUUCCAUCAGUUUUCGAUAUUUUUGUGAAUAAAAGUUAUUGUCAAUACUUAAAAAGUUUUGUAAUUUAAAUGUGUAAAUAAUGUUCUUGUUAAUAGUCAUGAGUUGGAA